GUUUAUAUUCAUCUGUUUUUGGAGUCCUUCAGCUCUUGUGUCUAUUUACCUGUCCUUUCAUUGGCUUUGUCAUGGAUUGGAAGAUGAAAGAACAUGAAGAUGAAGGGUUCAAGAUGGUUCAAAAAGUUACCAAUGCUAUCAGAGCCUUUGUGUUAACAAAUCUCAUCCUCAUCAUCUUUGGAAUUACCUGUUUAAUCAGAAACCUACAUCUACAAUUCUUCACUUUUAUCCUUCAUACAAUGGUCAGAGGUUUCAUCCAUUCAGCAUGUGGUGGAUUGUAUGCUGCAGUUUUUCCAUCUGGUCAUUUUGGCACCCUCACUGGCCUGCAAUCACUACUUAGUGCCGUUUUCGCUUUACUGCAAGAGCCUCUGUACAGAGCCAUGCUUGGACCCUGCAAUGGGGAUGGAUUCUGGGUAAACCUUGGUCUAUUGAUCUUUUCCUUUGCUGGGUUCAUCCUUCCAGGAUAUUUAAUCUUUUAUCGGCACCGCUUGCUCCAGGUUCAUUCAACACAAAAAAAGGUCCAGCUGCUGUCCAACUGCAAGAACCAAACUGUCUCAAUGGGGUGAUGGAAGGAGAGAUUACAGAGAUUACAUCUUAGGCAUGCAAUGGAUUCUGCAUUUGCCAAAGAGACAUGCUGCAAGAUAAUAUAAGGGAAUGGCCAUUUAUGUUUUUAAGUAUUUAUCAUAAAUUUUAAAAAAGGUCG
Molecule: messenger RNA, 703 nt
Organism: Nanorana parkeri
Lineage: Eukaryota; Metazoa; Chordata; Amphibia; Anura; Dicroglossidae
Product: large neutral amino acids transporter small subunit 3-like
Exons: 5
Coding region: 72-566 (164 amino acids)
Biological process (GO): neutral amino acid transport
Molecular function (GO): neutral L-amino acid transmembrane transporter activity; L-amino acid transmembrane transporter activity
Source: RefSeq, a predicted model, not a curated record